AUGAGUGCACCUAGUAUUCCUGUCCCACCUCCACCUGGUUCUCAGUUUGCACCCAUGCAAGCUUAUAUCCCCCUUCCUGUUCCUCCACCUGCAAUACAAAUGAUGCCACCACCACCACCACCACCUCCACCUCCACCUCAGAGAGCCCCUUCUCCGCUUCCAGAAGAACUUGCACCAAAGCGCCAGGAAGCUUGA
Prunus armeniaca (apricot) is the source of this 195-nucleotide messenger RNA. NCBI's taxonomy places the organism in Eukaryota, Viridiplantae, Streptophyta, Magnoliopsida, Rosales, Rosaceae. The record is from the annotation of a GenBank genome assembly.